AUGCAUUCAAGCAGCCUGUUUACAAAUCCAUACGCAAUUGAAGUGCUAAGGACUAAAAAAGAAGAACUUGUACAAGGCAUAAAUGACCCAGACCAGCUCCUGCACUGGCUGAUAGAAAAUGGUGUUUUUACCCCAGAAAAAAAGCUGGUCCUGAGUUUCUACAGGACACGAACAGCAAAGAACUCUCGGGUUUUAGAUAUACUCAUUUCUCAAGGUGAACGAGCCUGCAGGCUCUUUUUUUAUCCAUGUUUAAAGCAAGUGGAGCCAAAACUUUACAGCAAGAUAAGAAAGUAUGUCAGUGAAGUAAAUGAAAGCAUUGGAGAUGCCAGAAGACAGUUGGUUGGGUAUUUACUUGAAAAAGAUAAAGUUUGGUUUGAAAAUAGCAGCAAACAGCACCAGGGGAAAAAAGACAGACCUGGGGGGAAAAAGCACAAAGGGAAGAAGAAAGAAAGAGUAACUCCACUUUCAAGGGCAACAAAGCCCCGAAAAGACCCUGCUGCUGUCAACAUCUUUGCUGCAGUUGCUAAAGGCUCCCUUCCUGAGUUAGAGAAAACACUGAAGGAUAAUGAGCUCAAUGUGCUAAACCCUUCCAGUGAAACACUCCUGCAUGUUGCAGCUGCUCAUGGCCAUCUAUCCAUCAUGGAAUAUUUGCUCAGCAAAGGUGCAAGGACAGGUGUGAAGGACAGGAAAGGGAGAACAGCCCUGCACAGGGCUGCUGAGAAAGGGCAUGGAGGGGCAGUCCAGGUGCUUCUCCGAGGUGGUGCUUCCAUACACACUCUGGAUAUAAAAGGCAAGACACCCCUUCACCGGGCUGCAGAGAAUAACCACAGCCACAUUCUGAAGAUACUCCUGAAAGAAGAGGCAAGGAGCUGCAGGAAUCAGCACAAAUUUUUACACAUGGCAGCUCUUAGAGAUGAGAGCAGCCUGGCCAAAAUGCUUUUAGAGGCUGGUGCCUCCCCUGAAGGAAAGGAUUGGAGAGGACAGACUGCCCUCAGUUAUGCUGUUUCUCAGGGAUCUGAAAACACUGCAAAAGUACUUCUAGAAGCCGGAGCCACUGUCGAUUCCAAAACGGUUGAAAGAGCCUUCAACAGCAACCACCCAUCCAUCUUCAAAGUACUGCUGGAAUAUUCUAAAGAUCUGUCUGCUGACAUCAUGGAGUCAGCUCUUUUUAGAGCUGUACAGAAGAAUCUGCCCAGUGCUGUAGAGGCUUUAAUUGACAGAGGCACAGAUAUCAACGCCCACAACACGAUGCAUUACACUCCUUUGCUGCUGGCCUGUGCAAUGGGCAAAGCGGAGUCAGCAGAAGUUCUAAUGGAAAAGGGAGCAAACUUGGGAAUAAGAACUCCUGGCGCAGACACAGCUUUGCACCUGGCGGCGCAGGCUGGGGCUGCUUCCAUCGCAGGCCUGCUCCUGAGCAAGGGCAUGGACACAAACGUCAGGAACCAAGCGGAGGAAACCCCGCUCCACAUUGCUGCGCUCCAGAAUAACGGAGCGCUCGUUGGCCUUUUAGCCACUGCUGGGGCCAGGAUUAACGCCGCCACUAAAGACUUUGCUACUCCCCUGCACAUCGCCAGUCAGAGAGGGCACGCUGAUGUCGCCCGACAGCUGCUGCGCCACGGAGCUCACGUUAAUGCUCAGGACAAGCAGGCAAAGCGCCCUCUACACCUGGCUGCUGAGCAGGGAGACAAAGCACUGACAGAGACGCUCCUGAAGGCCGGAGCUGAUCCCAACGCACAGGACAAGGAGAAGAAAACUCCCCUGCACGCCGCAGCCCUGAGAGGACACCUCAGCAUCGUGGAAGUGCUGUUGGCUACCGGAGGGAGAGCUGGAGCUAAGGACAUGGAUGGAUGCACCCCGCUGCACUACGCCACCAUGAAAGGAAACACAGACAUCGCAAAAGUUCUCCUGGCCUCGGGGAAAAAUAAAAAAAUCGAUGACAGAAACGUUUGGAGGAAGACAGCGCUGCACGUUGCAGCGGAGUACGGGCACGGAGAGUUGAUAAAUCUCCUGCUGAGCCACGGGGCUGCCAUCAACACCUCGGACAGCAGCAGGGACACUGCCCUGCACUGCGCCUGCAGGGCCGGGCACCUCGGGGCUGUGAGUGCCCUCCUCGGCUGGUCACGGGGGGAAAAAGCAAAUUUACUCGCUGUGAACAGCCUCAGAAAGACCCCACUGCAAGUAGCGGAAUGUAAUGAGACAGAAAACCAGGCUCAAAUUUUAACGCUGCUGAGAAAGAAAAUGUUGAUAACAAAAUGA
Hirundo rustica (Barn swallow) is the source of this 2256-nucleotide messenger RNA. Its product is annotated as CARD- and ANK-domain containing inflammasome adapter protein-like. NCBI's taxonomy places the organism in Eukaryota, Metazoa, Chordata, Aves, Passeriformes, Hirundinidae. Bases 1 to 2256 code for a protein of 751 amino acids. The transcript has a single exon. Gene Ontology annotation, biological process: regulation of apoptotic process. The record is from RefSeq and is a predicted model, not a curated record. Gene Ontology annotation, molecular function: protein binding.